This is a messenger RNA of Copidosoma floridanum, 1899 nucleotides long. It is a transcript of the gene Delta, whose product is annotated as neurogenic locus protein delta. The record is from RefSeq and is a predicted model, not a curated record. Gene Ontology annotation, cellular component: membrane. Gene Ontology annotation, molecular function: calcium ion binding. Gene Ontology annotation, biological process: cell communication; multicellular organism development; Notch signaling pathway. Lineage: Eukaryota; Metazoa; Arthropoda; Insecta; Hymenoptera; Encyrtidae.
AUGGCACCACCACCACCACCACCAAAGCUCCUGCUAUGCCACCAAGGCUGGACGGGACGCCACUGCGACCAGUGCAUCCGGUAUCCGGGCUGUCUCCACGGCACCUGCCAAAAGCCCUGGCAGUGCAUCUGCGACGAGGGCUGGGGUGGCCUCUUCUGCAACCAGGAUCUCAAUUUUUGUACCAAUCACAAGCCGUGCCACAACGGCGGCACCUGCUUCAACACCGGCCAGGGCUCGUACACGUGCUCGUGCGCCCCCGGCUUCGCCGGCACCGAUUGCAAGGAGCCCCUGCUCGACUGCACCGCCGAGCCGUGCAUGAACAACGGCACCUGUCUACCCUACGUCGCGCCCAACGCCACCCGCAAGUACCGCUGCACGUGUCCGGCCGGCUGGAGGGGCAAACACUGCGAGAUCAGCUCGAAAUCGUGCAAGGAUCAGCCGUGCGCCCGGGGCGCCACCUGCGAGGACGACAGCGAGCGCGGCUACAGUUGCCAUUGCCCGGCCGGCUUCACCGGGCCCGACUGCGACCGGCCCAUCGACGAGUGUGCCCCGAAUCCCUGCGCCAACGGAGCCACCUGCACCGAUCUCCUGGCCGGCUUCAAGUGCCACUGCCCGGCCGGCUUCACCGGCGAGCGCUGUCAGAUCAACGUCGACGACUGCCAGGGCAAUCCCUGCCUGAACGGCGGAACCUGCAUCGACCACGUAAACAGCUUUCGCUGCCAGUGCGUUGCCGGCUACGUCGGCUGGCUCUGCCAGGACAAGGUCGACUACUGCGUGACCAAGCCCUGCGCCAACGGAGGCUCCUGUCUGUCGACCACCAACGACUACCAGUGCGUCUGCCGGCCCGGCUUCGCCGGCAAGGAUUGCAGCGUCGACGUCGACGAGUGCAAAAGCUCGCCCUGCCAACACGGUGGCACCUGCCGCAACCGCGUCAACGGCUUCAGUUGCGACUGCACCGACGGAUGGCGGGGCGAGACUUGCGCCGAGUCCUCGGCGAGGCCCGGCUCGGCCGGCUACUGGUCCGCCGCCCGGCCACCGUCCUCGGCCACCCAAACCAACAACCGGCCGGUCGCCGCGGGCCCCGAGGCACAACACGCCGCCCUCACGACCGAGCACGUUGUCGUCAUAGCCACCAUCUCGACGGCCGUGCCGGCUUUCGUCCUCGUGGCCGCUCUGGCCGUCAUGUGCAUGAAACGCCGGCAGAAGCGCGAGCAGGCCAAGGCCGAUGAGGAGGCGCGCCUGCAGAACGAGCGCAACGCCGUGCACAGCAGUAUGAGCAAGCGCGCGGGCGCGCUAUUGUCGCCGCAGCUCGAGCCGGUCCAGUCGGCCGGUGACAGCCACAUGAUCAAAAACACGUGGACGGGCCAGCCGGGCUGCGGUCAAACAGCCAUCAACCAGGCGAAGAGCGUCAACAACGCGAUGGCCUCGGUGGACGGGUCGUUCGAUGGCUCGCUGCACGAGGCGUACGGUAAACAGCAGCAGCAACAGUUGCAGCAACAGUCGCAGCAAUCGGCCGACUCGCAGUUGCCGGAAAUCUCGCGGCCGCGGCCGACCAAGCAGUUGAACACGGAGGCGGCGGCGCAUCGGGCCUCCCAGCAUCUCUACCAAAAGGAUAAGGACUGUCUGCUGGGUGGCUUGGCGUCCUCGUGCCACCAGCUGAUGGACUCGAAACGCUCGUCGAGCUUGUUUUCGGCGCCAGCCUCGGAGCCCGGCUGCUGCUCCGGCUCGUCGUGCUCGGACCUCAAGAGGCCAAACACGAGCAUAUCGGAGCAGGGCCCGCCGGACGAUCAGAUGUCGACGCAGGGCUCGGACACGCCCGGCUGCGGGGUCUACGUCAUCGACGACCACUACAGGCACGACACGGCGACGCUCGCCUCGACCCUCGCCACCGAGGUCUAG